Messenger RNA from Micromonas pusilla CCMP1545, 2124 nucleotides. RefSeq names its product kinase domain-containing protein. Lineage: Eukaryota; Viridiplantae; Chlorophyta; Mamiellophyceae; Mamiellales; Mamiellaceae. The record is from RefSeq and is a predicted model, not a curated record. Gene Ontology annotation, cellular component: cytoplasm; nucleus. Gene Ontology annotation, biological process: protein autophosphorylation; peptidyl-serine phosphorylation; intracellular signal transduction. Bases 1 to 2124 code for a protein of 707 amino acids. Gene Ontology annotation, molecular function: calmodulin binding; calcium/calmodulin-dependent protein kinase activity; ATP binding. The transcript has 2 exons.
AUGGGUCCGUGCGUCUCGAAGACGUUCGAACCGCCGCCGUCCGUCGUCGUCGUGCGCGAUCGCAAGUGCCACGACGAUUAUCGCGUCGGCGCGAAGAUCGGCGAGGGCGCGCAGGCGGUCGUGUACGAGGCGCGCUGCAAAGUCACGGGCGCGCGCGUCGCGGUGAAGCGCACGCGCGCGAGCUCGUUCUCGAACGCGAAGCUCGACGAUGCGCUGCGCGAGGUGGAGCUCCUCCGGCUGUGCCAUCACCCCAACGUCAUCGAGGUCCGGGCCGCGUAUCGAUCGAAUCGCGACGUGUGCGUCGUCCUCGAACACUGCGACGGGUUUCACCUCGUGCAGUACUUGGUGCAGCUGGACAAGGAGCUCGACGCCGGGAGGCCGGCGCGCGAGAUCACGGACGAGAAGACGUCCGUGCUGCGGCAGCUCGUGGACGCGGUCGCGCACGUGCACUCGCGAGGCGUGGUGUUUCGAGAUCUGAAGCUUCAGAACGUCAUGGUGUCGAGGGCCUCGCCGCGAAGGGUGACGCUCAUCGACUUCGGACGCGCGGCGCACAUGACGAGGGAGGACAGGCGAACGCAGAAGACGCCGCCGAUGGGGACGUCGCUGUUUAUGGCCCCGGAGGUGGAGUCCAGGGACGUGUACGGGCAGCAGUCGGACAUGUGGGCGCUCGGCGUCAUCGUCUACUUUUUCGUCGGCGGUCGAAUGCCGUUCGAGCACUCGGUGAGCGGUCUGUACAAGGUCCUCAUGGGUCAGUACGAGCCGUUCGACAAGUGCUUCAGCGAUCAGGCCAAGGACGUCGUGAGUCGGCUGCUACUCGUCGACCCGGAUUCGCGAUUGAACGCGCCGCAGUGCGCGCAGCACUCCUUCUUCUCCGCGAAGGGCGCGUCCGCGGCGGCGGCCAUCGCGAAGAAGCUUCCGACGCGCGUGCGGACGUCGCCGGCGACGAUGCGCGCGUUGGAAACGCACGAGUCCAUCGUGACCGGGACCGCGAGGUUGCUCGCGGAGACGCUGAACGACGAGGAUUUACUCACGCUGCAGCACUGGGUCGAGAUGUCCGCGGAGACGACCUUCGCGGAGGAAUCCGCCGGGUCGUCGAGAGGUCGCCUCGAGGAGGAGUCCGUCAGAGCGUCCAGGCGCUCGAAAAGUGGCGCGGGCGCGGGCGGAGGCGGAGGCGGAGGCUCCGCGCGCUCGAAAGACGCCGCGGCGCCCGGGUCGGGGUCGCCGCUGGAGAGGCUGUACAUCGAGAUGCGCGACGUCGGCGAGGCGAGCGUUAAGCGCGGAAGGCUCUCCCUGGACGGGCCCGAGGAGGCGCCCGUGAUGGCGUCGUCCGCGCCCGAGUCGUCCGCGCCCGCCGCCGCGCCGCCCGAGUCUUCUUCCUCGACGUCGACGCGACGCGGGAGCGAGUUCCUCGCGCGCGGGGGGCUCCUCGCGACCGCGCACAAGCACGGGUACUGCUCCUUAGACGAGCUCAUCGCCGCGUGUCACAGCACUGGGUGCGUCUCCCUCGGGGAGGCGAUCGAACGCGUCAAGGUGAGAAGGCCCGUCGUUUCGUUUCGUUUCGUUUCGUUUCGUUUCGUUUCGUUUCGUUUCGUUUCGUUUCGUUUCGUGGUCGCUCUUCGCCCGCGCGUCGCGGUCGUGCUUCUCUUUUCGUAUCCUUUCUUUCUUUUCCUUUCGACGAGGGGUGGGCGGGGAGAUGCGACGGCAAAAGUCCUUAAGGAUCGGCGUUCACCACGCGGACGGGGUCGUAUGGGGACCAGUGACGAACUCCGAAAGCGACGCGUGGACGAGCUGAUGCGAACGGGUCUGAAGACGACGGCGCAGAGCAACGCGCUCCUGGACACGAUGUUGUUCCGGUACCGGGAGCUUUUCUCGAGGGUUACGACGCUGCGCGAGGAGAUCGCCGGGGAGAGAGAGACGGAGAGGGAGGACGCGGACAUCGCGCCCAGCCAAUCAGCUCACGCCACGUCGUCUUCGGACAGCGCGUCGAUCCAAUCAGGUCGCGCCACGAGGGAGAGGGAGGGGAGGCGGGGGGAGGGCGCGGGGUCGGGGUCUGCGGCGUCGGAGCGGCCGACGAGCGACGUCGCUCGAAGAGCCGCGGACGGCGAAGCGCGCGCGGUAGGGUAG